Linum trigynum is the source of this 2016-nucleotide messenger RNA. Lineage: Eukaryota; Viridiplantae; Streptophyta; Magnoliopsida; Malpighiales; Linaceae. The record is from the annotation of a GenBank genome assembly.
AUGGCUCGCAUUGCCAGUGACCAGGUCGUAGAAUUUUCACUAACGGAGGUACAGUCCGACCGGGUUCGUCAAUCGAGGAUGCUGCUGGGCCGCCUCUUCACUGAGGAUAGGCUGACUCCAAUUGCACUACGUGCAGCGAUUAAUAACCCAUGGCAAGGCCAGGGAAGAAUCAAAGUUAGGGAGGCGGCGCAGGGACUGUACGAGUUCGUCCUCCCUACUGAAGCGGCGAAAAACUGGGUGCUCCAGCGCACGCCAUGGGUCAUCAAUGACAAAAUUCUUCACCUGAGGGCCUGGACGCCGAACAUCACUACUCGAACGUUUGAUGAGAUGGCAAUUGCACCAUUCAGAGUCCAAAUGUGGGAUGUGCGGGAAGAAUGCUGUACUCAGCAAUUUGGACGAAAGGUAGCGAGUUCCACCCUUGGCCGGGUGCUCGAAGCAGGAAUUUUCUCCUGCACGGAUACUACUAAUACUUUCAUCAAAGUCAAGACCCUCAUAGACUUUUCCAAACCGUUACGAUCUCAGAUUUGGGCAACCAAUGAAGAAACGGGAUCUUUUUGGAUUCGAUUCAAGUAUGAGCACCUACCCAGUUUUUGCUAUAACUGCGGGCGUGUGGGACACUUUCGACAAAACUGUAUGUUUGAUCCGCCAGCACGAAAAGAGCGGUUUGGUCCUCACAUGACGACCAAAAAAAUGGGAAGGAAAAUCUUCGAGGAAGACGACCAAAUGCCGCGGCUUUCUGGUCACCCAAACUCAGUCUGGAUCAAUUCUAAUGUCCGUCAAAAGACUGGUCAGGAUGAUCGUGAGAUACGGCGCACUAUGCCGAGGCAAGACCCUAUUCCCAGGAAACCUCGUGCGGUAGAUGACAGUCCAUUGUGGAUGGGAUCAUCUGAUUCUCCGUUCAUCACCACUGAGGAGGCCGAACAACGAGCCAAAAUGGGGAGAAGCCCCCUCAAAUUCCCAAUUCCGAAGGCAGCCCCCAAAGUCAACCUGGGAAGGCAGGUCCGCCGUGGUAAAGGGAAGGUGACAGCAGGUGGCAGCCCGAUGGAGGUUGAUGAAAAUCGAGACCUGAACCCGGUGCCGCGCCGACGGGGAAGGAAUGGUCGGUCGACAAGAAAUGACCAAGGGACGGCUCCCACUGCUGCUUUGGAGCGCAAAGUGAAAAGCACGACUCGUCGUACGCUCCCGCCCGACGCUGAUGGACCACCCCUGCCGGAAGAUGAUCGGCCACCGAUACGGCAACCAGUUCCGUGUGGGUUCCCGGCGCCGCAGCUUUCCCAAUCCCAGACUGUUCCUCCAUCCAAAGCGACGGGAAAGAAGAAGGGCGAGCGUGUUCGGCCGGGCCCCAUUAAAACUAAUGGGCCGGCCCAAGACUUGCAGCGGCCCUCAGCCUGUCUAACGGACCCAAAGGCCAGAGGGAAAAUGGGGAAAUCAAUUGGGGGGCUGACCGGGUCCAGAAAGCCCAAGAAAUUAACCCUGGCGGAGCCCGAUGAGUAUACACAGGCCUGUGAAACUGGGCAGGCGGAUGGAGCUGCUUUGGAGUCGCCACCGUCGCCCAAGUCCUCUCCCUACUCGUCCACUCACAAGGAGGGUAUCGUGGAGUCGGAGGACACUCUUUCGGAGGACGAGGCCAAAGUCUAUGAGCUUCGACGCCGAGUUCCUUCGACGUCAGGGGUGCUAAAACGGCUGGUUAAGACGGCCCGGGUGAGUCAAGUGGUGAAAGCAUUUGAACUUGGGCUGGCAAUGACGGAGAAUGACGAGGAUGGCAAUACGAAGCAACCCCAAUCUCAGGCCUGUAGGGACAUGCUGGACACAGGUGUCGCCUUAGCUGCUAAUACCCCCCUGGAUGAGUAUGGUAGUAAUUUUUCGGAGAUAGGGGCUGGUGUGAAGAAACGUCAUUUUGACGAGAUAGAUGGGGAGAUGACGGAUAUCCCGACCCCCAAAAAACAGUUUGUUGAAGAAAAAGAUGAAGCAAAGGUGGAGGAAGCCAGCCUCGAAUGGCCCCAACCGAAUAAAUGA